Messenger RNA from Alnus glutinosa, 796 nucleotides. RefSeq names its product pathogenesis-related protein PR-4-like. Gene Ontology annotation, molecular function: chitin binding; RNA nuclease activity. The transcript is spliced from 2 exons. The record is from RefSeq and is a predicted model, not a curated record. Lineage: Eukaryota; Viridiplantae; Streptophyta; Magnoliopsida; Fagales; Betulaceae. Gene Ontology annotation, biological process: defense response to fungus; defense response to bacterium. The coding region runs from base 25 to 609 and encodes 194 amino acids.
AUCACGCAACUUAAACACGUAACAAUGGAAAGGCUUAGCGUAUGCUUGGUGUUAUUUCUCUGCCUCCUUGCUACCGCAACUGCCCAACAGUGCGGCAGGCAAGCCGGUGGCAAAACAUGUACAAACAACCUUUGCUGUAGCCAGCAUGGUUACUGUGGGACAACUGAUGACUAUUGCUUACUUUCCAACAACUGUCAGAGCAAUUGUAAGUCUGGCAGCGGCAGCGGCAGCGGUGGUGGUCAGAGCGCCUCUAAUGUCAGAGCAACGUACCACUUCUACAAACCUGAGCAGAAUGGCUGGAACUUGAACGCCGUGAGCGCGUAUUGCUCGACGUGGGAUGCCAACAAGCCGUUGGCAUGGCGGAGCAAAUAUGGCUGGACAGCGUUUUGUGGACCUGUUGGGCCUCGUGGACAAGACUCCUGUGGCAAGUGCUUAAAGGUGACGAACAGUGGGACAGGAGCUCAAAUAACAGUGAGAAUCGUAGAUCAAUGCAGCAAUGGAGGUCUUGAUCUGGACGAAGGCGUGUUCCGAAAAAUAGACACGGAUGGAAAAGGCUAUGCCCAGGGCCACCUUACUGUCAGCUACCAGUUUGUCAACUGCGGUGAUUGAAGCACUAGCUGCUGGCUAUCCUACUCGAUCCCAUGCAUGCAUGAUGUACAACUAGGACAAUAAAUAUCUAAUAAUCAAACAUACUUUUUGAUUAUAGAUAAAUAAAGAGAAAGAUAAAUGAUGUGCAUCAUUAAUAAUUGAUUAAAUCUAAUAAAAUAUAACCAAAUUUAGGGUUGGUUAUUAAAUA